GAAGGAAACGGAUCCUUGAACAAUAUUAACAUGGUGUUUUUUUAUAGAUAUUGCUAACUAACUAGUAUAAAAAAAGAUAUAAAAAAAUGUGAACAUUACUAGUUCAAAAUUGAAACCAAAAAUAAAGUAGUUGCAAAAUUAGAUGAAACAGUGAAAAACAACAAAGAUGAUUCGAAAACUAUUAGUGUUGUGUUUAAAUCUAGUGACGAUUCGAUCUGCGCCGUUGCAACCUAGCAUGCAACAGUUGCAGGCGCAUUUGUCGCCGAUACAACAACAACUAUUGGCGAUGCAACAGAUGGAGAUGAUGAACAGAAUCAUAGCUGCAAAUUCGCCGGCUGUUGUAAAUCCAGCACCAGUUUUACUUUUGAUUCCAAACUUUUCGGGAAUUCAAAAUAUUAAUGACGUCAUCAGUAACCCCAGUGAGAUCAGCGCAAAAGAGUAUUUAAAACUCAAGACGUUAAUGAGUAAUAAUGAAAAUGAUGAUACAGUUAUAGUCAAUGCUGAAGAUGAAGAUAUGCUAACGGAUAAACUUACAAAUAAAGCCAUAUUGCUUUUACCAAAUAGGGCAAGAUUGUCAAUAGGGGAUAUAAUUUCGAACACUCCAUGGCUACCAAUAGAAGUUAACGUACCAGAUACGAUAUCUUGGAUUUAUAAUGGAAUAGCCGGUAUCAUUGCUGGUAUUGGCCAAAGAUUUCCAUUCAAACGACCACAAAGCCCCCAAACAACCCAAGAUAAUCUCAGGGUGCUACUAAAGCAACAUCAAUUACAACAGUUACAACAAAAAGUUAAUGUGCUACCAAUUUUAGUCGUACCUAUUGAUGCGCCUAUUGUAAAACCCUAAUCUCAUUUUGAAUUAAAUUAAUCGAUAAAAUUGAACGCAAUUGUAAAGAUAUAAAUAAAUUUGAACUUUACAAUUUGGAUUUAAAAUGUUUCAUGUAAAGAAGACUGUCUUGUUUCGUAAGAAAUUUUAUUAAUAAAUUGUAAAUAUGGUAAAUAUGAAAUGAAAUAAUAAUAUUAUAAGAGUCAAAA
This is a messenger RNA of Amyelois transitella, 1029 nucleotides long. RefSeq lists its product as uncharacterized. Lineage: Eukaryota; Metazoa; Arthropoda; Insecta; Lepidoptera; Pyralidae. The record is from RefSeq and is a predicted model, not a curated record. The coding region runs from base 167 to 841 and encodes 224 amino acids. The transcript is spliced from 2 exons.